This is a messenger RNA of Phytophthora infestans T30-4, 549 nucleotides long. RefSeq lists its product as uncharacterized. Lineage: Eukaryota; Oomycota; Peronosporomycetes; Peronosporales; Peronosporaceae. The coding region runs from base 1 to 549 and encodes 182 amino acids. The transcript has 5 exons. The record is from RefSeq and is a predicted model, not a curated record.
AUGUGGCGCAAGCGAAAAACGGCAAUUCGUCGGGGAGUGAAGCUUUCUGGUCCGCCGCUUGAGUUCGCUACGAGCCACUUGGAUGAGUAUGCACGGAAAUUCCGAUGGCCUCAACAUUUUCGGAAUCUCCGUAAUACCGACUUUUCACAGGAUCCGUCAGAGAUUCUUGAGGAUUACGAAAGUCCGUUUGCGCAAGUCCCGCGUCCCAUAAUCGCACUAGCUGCUGAAGCCCUGCAACGCUCGUCGCGAAAGCGAAAACGAACUGCCCACAGUGAGAAUCGGGAAAAUAUUCCUUCUGCGUCACGACUAUUUAAUAUCGCACGUGUCGGCGGUCAAUUUGGCGAUCACUUCGUGGAGUCCUUACUCACUGCUAACGGCAAAGCGCUUCAAGGCAUUGCUGAUCAUGACCAUGACGAGCGUUGCUGGUCUUCGUUACCGAUCAAGAAAAAGCCUGUUGCGAACUGGAGAUUCGUUCUCGAGCACGUGCGCAGAACUAUGGGCAGAUCGGAAAGUGACGGCGCUGUCUUCCCACCCAUGAGGCAAGAGUGA